UGCGUAGUCAUUGCAUCGCGAUAGAUAGCAAAAGGAGAACGAAUAGAAAUACACGACAGAGGAGAACACUUUCCCUCGGUCGAAAAGUCAUGGAUGGCGGUUCCCAUGAAAGAAGAAAAGAGAAAAGACCGAGAGAAUGGGAGAGAGUGAGGGAAUAAUUCCAUCGGGAACGAAGUAUGUCGAGGUCUUUUCACGGACAGUCAUCGUGAACAAGGUUUAUCGCGUAUAAUCGUGAUUGUAGGAUUCGAUGAUUUCCUUCCUCCGCUUAAAUUUUUUCAUUUGGCCCCCUCCCCACUCUUUUUCGAUCCUUCUCAACCCCCUCCAUCGCCAUGUCAUCCUUUCCCUCCUUGUUUUCGCUACCUUAUUUCCGCUCCCCCUCUCCCACGUCCCCCUCCAACCCCCUCGGUGAAGCUCGAUAGACGAUGAACAAUCCGCCGGUAGUCUCGCGAACGCGAUAACUUUGUUAAAAUAGUUAAACGUGAGUUUCCGAUCGCGGGUGUUGAGUGUGGUAACGAUAAUAAAGCGUGGAAUGUCUGUAAAAAGGAUCGGUUGAAUGUUUUUUCUGGAUCAGGAUGUCGUCGUCCACCGUUUUGAGUAAGUUUUCUGUCUUUAAAUACGUGGUUCAAGCACGGUAACGCGGGAACGGGCGCCCGCUGUCAUUCAACUUUGUGAAGGAUACUUAUUCCUUAUCGAACGUUUAACAAUGUCCCGAUUAUCGAUAGAAAAACAUUGGAAAGCAAAAGAUCGAACUUCAUUCGAGAGUUUCGCGAUAUAUAUUCGCAUGGUAAAAUCAUGAACAUCGAUUCGUAUUUUAUCGCGUUACGUUAACGCGCGAAAACUUUUAAACCACUUUACUUAAAAUUUAAACUUUUAUUCUCGACUUUUCAAACGCUAACAAAUUCGGAAUUAUUUUCACGUGUCCCAGUUACACAUUGUUUGAUGACGACGCUACACGAUACUUGUGUUAGAUUCGAAAUUAUACUAGGGAUCAUUAAUUCUCAUUUGUUAGUGAUCGAGGUCUGUUUCUGUUGAGCAAUUCGUACGAUGUGAACCAAAGGGGCGCGUAAAAGAACGCGCGUAGCCACAAUAUGCAAGGGAAUGUUUUACGAUACUGUACAAUGUGAAAUGUUAAAUUAAAUCGAUACAUGCAUGACACUAUUAUGUUUUGUAUUCAUCGAUGAAGAUAAAGGUAUCGUUGGCUAUAAAAUUGGAAAAAGGACGGUGUAACAUUUCAUGAGAUAAGAAGAAAGUAACGACGAUAAUCAGCGAUCCUGGAUGAUCAGCUCUUCUCUCGGUUGUGUUAUCGUAGGAGAGUGUAGCACGAGCUUGGUGAUGAAUCAGUGAAUGGAAGGAAGGCACACUUUCUCGUCGAGCAACUUUCACCAUCGAUGAAAUCCGUGUGCGUAGACCGAUGAUUCCAAAAACGUUCGCUUGAUCGUUCGCUUUCUUUUGUCCUCCUCUUGAGAAAAAGUUUCAAGGAAGCGGCGCGCAUCGUUUACAAGCAAUAACCUUGAAUCACUCUUCUCGAGUUUCAGCGAUUUUUCUAAUCUAUUCCCAGUAUGAGCUCUGAUAGCGGUGUAAUAAUAUUUUAAAAUACAACAUUCGAAUGCAACAGAUUCGCGAAACUAAACAAGUUUCACCAAUGGCUUCGUUACGCUUCCGAUUCGAUUUCACGGUGAAUCGAGUUAUCUUCUUCUUCUACGCUGCCAACACGCUUUUCCUAUCGAUUUUACUUUUAGACUCGCGAUUGAAACUCGAGAAAUCGUGUUAAUAGGUUAUCGACGUAAUCGGGCAAUAUGUUAUUCGACAAGCUUAUGUUGUAUAGCGUGAUUAAAAAAUUUUCAAAUACAAUGACGUUAACGUCGUCAUCAAAUACUAUGUUUGAAAAAAGCAGCGUAUAACGCUAGCGGUAAAUAUUCGGUUUUACGAUAAUUACACCGCUUAAAUUUUAGAUCUUAAUUCAUUGGAACGCGGUACAGUACGGUACGAUACGAUACGAUACGCGGUGAUAGAUGAUGAGUCACUGAUUUGUCUGACAAUAAUUUUUCGAAAUGAAAACUAUUAAUCGAUCAGUCAAAUCGCGAAUUUAUUUUCAAUUUCUGUUUCUGUUAAUUUGCAGUAUUCUUUGUAGAAGAGAAAGGGAGAUAGAUUCUAUUGUAUGUGAUGCUUACAGAAUACUACCUACUAGUUCUAUUGUAUGCUAUCUGCUGAUAUACACGAAUGUUUCAGAAUUGUGCACAGUAUGGAGUUUGCUAACGAGUUCCUGGUCAUACACCGAACAAAUCGCCCACUAUCGUUAUCAUACCGCAUCGAAUAGAUACGGAUCAUCUGAAAAGUUUGUGAUACCAAUGCGAGGAUGGAGUGAAACGGAUGGAUGGGAUAGCAGUUAUUCGCAAAGGUCACCUCCUGCAAUUUUUCGGAGGAACACACACAUUAGACCUUAUGUAAGGUUAGCGAAAGUCGAACAGGAACGAGAACAACCGGAUCCAUUGGUUACGAUCUCUGAAACUUUGGGUGCUUUAAACACUGUCGGCAGUUACAUCGUCAAUAUGACCAGAGGUAUGGAGAAUUCGAGUUACCCGCCAAAGGAAUUACCAUCGGCUAUAUACACUAUCUCGAAGAAUAUUUUAGGACGCAACGUAACAGAUAGCAUUGCACCGUUAGUUCGAGGAGUAGCUUUGCCUUUGCGACCUAUACCGACCGGCAGUUCCUCCUCCUCCUCCUCCUCCUCCUCCUCCUCCUCCUCCUCCUCUCCUUCCUCCUCCUUCUCUUCUUCUUCCGCGAUUGAGAUCAACCAAGAGAGUAAGGAAAAAGAAUCUGCGAUAUCGUCGGUUGGCUGCACCACAGCGGACGGUUACCCCGGAAAGUGUCAAGAUUUGAGUAAUUGUCCUCAGCUGUUGCUAGAUUUGACAAAACUCAGACAAUCAUUAUGCUUCAAAAGUUUAUUCGUUCCGGGAGUCUGUUGUCAAUCGACGGAUAAAAUUGACACCAAUGGGACGAGUCCGAUAGUCGGUACGAUCUCAACCUCAGGGAUCGAAUCAGCUGUACAUCCACCAUUGCGCCCACCAAUCCGUCCGACAAAACCACAUCAAACUCCUCGACCGAUACCGCUGUUUCCCGUUGCCUCUGCUACCACGGUUACGACUGCGCCGACGAAUCUUCCCGGGCUGUUAACUACAGAAUUCGUCCCAGUAUCCUCACCCGCUGUCGACUUAUCAGUGAACCAUUCAAACAAUUUCUUUGGUUCUUCUACCACUGGCGGCACUAUCGAUACUAAUUUCAUACAGGACGACGAAGAAUGUGGAGUAAGGAAUUCGGGUAAGUAUCGAGUAGUCGGUGGAGAGGAAGCUCUUCCUGGACGUUGGCCUUGGAUGGCGGCCAUAUUCUUGCAUGGUUCGAAACGCACGGAAUUUUGGUGUGGUGGAUCUCUUAUCGGUCCGCGGUAUAUUCUCACCGCGGCCCAUUGUACGCGCGAUCACCGUCAACGGCCAUUUGCCGCGAGACAAUUCACUGUGCGUCUCGGGGAUAUUGACCUUGAAAGAAACGACGAACCAUCCGCCCCAGAAACCUACGCGGUCAAGCAAAUUCACGCACAUCCAAAAUUUUCUCGUGUUGGAUUUUACAAUGACAUUGCGGUUCUUGAACUGACUAGGAUCGUUCGAAAAUCUCCUUAUGUUAUACCGAUCUGUCUGCCGCAAGUACAUUAUCGAAAAGAGCGAUUUGCUGGCGCAAGGCCUACUGUAGUCGGAUGGGGUACAACUUACUACGGUGGGAAAGAAAGCACGGUACAAAGACAAGCGGUGCUGCCAGUAUGGAGGAACGAAGACUGCAACGCAGCUUACUUUCAACCAAUUACCAGUAAUUUUCUAUGCGCUGGGUACAGUCAAGGUGGCAAAGACGCUUGUCAAGGCGAUUCCGGUGGUCCGCUUAUGCUUAGAGCUGACGGCAGAUGGAUUCAAAUCGGUAUCGUUUCAUUCGGCAACAAAUGUGGAGAACCCGGAUAUCCGGGAGUAUAUACGCGUGUCACCGAAUAUAUAGACUGGAUUAAAAGUAAUUUAAAUUAAGAGUGAGAAACUUCCGAUCCUUGCUAAAAUGGAUUUGUACUUUCAAAUUCCAAAUGCGCGGUAUGACAUUUUUUUACGGUAGUACGAUAUUGUUUGUAUACCUCUGAUUGUGAGUGCCAAGAAUCCUUAUUUAUACGUACCCUGUCUAUAUUAUUAUAUAUGCACUAACGUGAACAGGUAUAGCAGAAAUAUGCAUACCCUCGUGCAUUUGUGUUAUAAUUCUCACUUAUAUUAUAAUUAUUGUAUAUACGUGCGCACAUUUACGCAUAGUUUAAUAAAUUAUAUGUAUAAAUUAAA
Molecule: messenger RNA, 4361 nt
Organism: Bombus pyrosoma
Lineage: Eukaryota; Metazoa; Arthropoda; Insecta; Hymenoptera; Apidae
Product: clotting factor B-like
Exons: 7
Coding region: 2052-4064 (670 amino acids)
Biological process (GO): proteolysis
Molecular function (GO): serine-type endopeptidase activity
Source: RefSeq, a predicted model, not a curated record